UUCCCCACCCCUAGCGCUCUCCGUCUCGCUCGCCUCCUGCCCUUCCCCUCCCGCUCCAUCCGGGUCGCUGACGGCUGGCUUUGGGCUAGAGAGCAGUGGCGGCUGCUUUUCUCUGAGGAACCCGGUAAAGUUUCACAGGAGCCGAGGAGGUGAGCCGCGGAGCAGCUUCACCGACGCCGGAGGAGCUCUGGUGUUCGCAGCCACUGGCUGAAGGAGGAGGGUCCGGGAGCUGGAGACCUGUCUCAGCUGCUGCGCUGCCUCCCUCUUGCGGGAGGCGCCGCCCCCAGCCGCCCUGGGCUUCCCCUGCCUUGAGGGGCCGGACAUAGGGAUACCUCCAACUUGCCAGUGUUUCAGAAGGGAGUGUUUUAUUGAAACUGGAAGACCAAAAGAAUUACAAACAUGUUGUGCUGGGGAAAUGCAUCUUUUGGACAGCUAGGUUUGGGUGGAAUUGAUGAAGAAAUUGUACUAGAGCCCAGAAAAAGUGACUUUUUUAUAAAUAAAAAGGUUCGAGAUGUAGGAUGUGGACUCAGACAUACUGUAUUUGUUCUGGAUGAUGGAACGGUAUACACAUGUGGAUGUAAUGAUCUAGGGCAGCUAGGUCAUGAAAAAUCGAGAAAGAAACCAGAGCAGGUUGUUGCGCUGGAUGCUCAAAAUAUCGUUGCUGUUUCAUGUGGAGAAGCUCAUACAUUAGCACUAAACGACAAGGGCCAGGUGUAUGCUUGGGGUCUCGAUUCUGAUGGACAACUUGGCCUGCUAGGAUCAGAGGAAUGUAUCAGAGUACCCAGAAAUAUUAAAAGUUUGUCGGAUAUCCAGAUAGUACAGGUUGCUUGUGGCUACUAUCAUUCACUUGCACUUUCUAAAGCAAGUGAAGUCUUCUGUUGGGGACAGAAUAAAUAUGGCCAGUUGGGUUUAGGCAUUGACUGUAAAAAGCAAGCUUCACCACAACUGAUUAAGUCUUUACUUGGAAUCCCUUUCAUGCAAGUUGCAGCAGGAGGAGCCCAUAGUUUUGUACUCACCCUUUCUGGAGCUAUCUUUGGAUGGGGACGCAACAAAUUUGGUCAACUAGGUCUUAAUGAUGAAAAUGAUAGGUAUGUUCCUAAUUUACUAAAGUCACUAAGAACUCAGAAAAUAGUUUAUAUUUGUUGUGGAGAAGAUCACACUGCUGCACUAACCAAGGAAGGUGGAGUGUUUACUUUCGGAGCUGGAGGGUAUGGUCAGUUGGGUCAUAACUCUACCAGUCAUGAAAUAAACCCAAGGAAAGUGUUUGAACUUAUGGGAAGCAUUGUCACUCAGAUUGCUUGUGGAAGGCAGCACACUUCUGCUUUUGUUCCUUCAUCAGGACGAAUUUAUUCUUUUGGACUUGGUGGUAAUGGACAGCUAGGAACUGGUUCAACAAGCAACAGAAAAAGUCCUUUCACUGUGAAAGGAAAUUGGUUCCCUUAUAAUGGACAGUGUCCACCAGAUUUUGAUUCUGAAGAAUAUUUCUGUGUAAAAAGAAUUUUCUCAGGUGGAGAUCAAAGCUUUUCACAUUACUCUAAUCCCCAGAACUGUGGGCCACCAGAUGACUUUAGAUAUCCUGAUCCUUCGAAGCAGAUAUGGACUGUGAAUGAAGCUCUAAUUCAAAAAUGGCUGAGCUACCCCUCUGGAAGAUUUCCUGUAGAGAUAGCCAAUGAAAUAGAUGGAACGUUUUCUUCGUCUGGUUGUCUAAAUGGAAGUUUUUUAGCUGUUAGCAAUGAUGAUCACUAUAGAACGGGCACCAGAUUUUCAGGGGUUGAUAUGAAUGCUGCUAGGCUUUUAUUCCACAAACUUAUACAAUCUGAUCAUCCUCAGAUAUCUCAGCAGGUGGCAGCGAGCUUGGAAAAGAAUCUUAUUCCUAAACUGACUAGCUCCUUACCUGAUGUUGAAGCAUUGAGAUUUUAUCUUACUCUACCAGAAUGUCCCCUGAUGAGUGAUUCCAACAAUUUCACCACAAUAGCAAUUCCCUUUGGUACAGCUCUUGUGAACCUAGAAAAGGCACCACUGAAAGUACUUGAAAACUGGUGGUCAGUACUUGAACCUCCACUAUUCCUCAAGAUUGUAGAACUUUUUAAGGAGGUUGUGGUACAUCUUUUGAAACUCUACAAGAUCGGCAUUCCCCCUUCUGAAAGAAGAAUUUUCAACAGUUUUCUUCAUACCGCAUUAAAGGUUUUAGAAAUAUUACAUAGGGUAAAUGAGAAAACUGGACAGAUUAUACAAUAUGAUAAAUUUUAUAUACAUGAAGUACAAGAAUUGAUAGACAUACGGAAUGAUUAUAUCAACUGGGUCCAACAGCAGGCCUAUGGAAUGGAUGUCAACCAUGGAUUAACUGAGUUGGCAGAUAUCCCUGUUACAAUCUGCACAUAUCCAUUUGUAUUUGACGCCCAAGCAAAAACUACUCUGUUACAAACAGAUGCAGUCUUACAGAUGCAGAUGGCUAUUGACCAGGCCCACAGACAGAAUGUCUCCUCUCUUUUUCUCCCAGUGAUUGAAUCUGUGAAUCCUUGCUUAAUUCUAGUGGUACGUAGAGAAAAUAUAGUAGGAGAUGCAAUGGAAGUCCUUAGGAAAACAAAGAAUAUAGACUACAAAAAGCCACUCAAGGUUAUAUUUGUUGGAGAAGAUGCUGUUGAUGCAGGAGGGGUACGCAAAGAAUUUUUCUUGCUCAUCAUGAGGGAAUUACUGGAUCCUAAAUAUGGCAUGUUUAGGUAUUAUGAAGAUUCCAGGCUCAUUUGGUUUUCUGAUAAGACAUUUGAAGACAGUGAUUUGUUCCACUUGAUUGGUGUUAUCUGUGGAUUAGCAAUUUAUAAUUUUACUAUUGUGGACCUCCAUUUUCCUUUGGCUUUGUAUAAGAAACUGCUAAAAAAGAAGCCAUCUCUGGAUGAUUUGAAAGAACUAAUGCCUGAUGUUGGGAGAAGCAUGCAACAGUUACUGGAUUAUCCAGAAGAUGAUGUUGAGGAAACAUUUUGUCUUAAUUUUACGAUCACAGUUGAAAACUUUGGUGCAACAGAAGUGAAAGAACUGGUUCUAAAUGGUGCAGACACAGCUGUUAACAAACAAAAUCGGCAGGAGUUUGUUGAUGCUUAUGUGGAUUACAUAUUCAAUAAAUCAGUGGCUUCCUUAUUUGAUGCUUUUCAUGCGGGCUUUCAUAAGGUCUGUGGAGGAAAAGUCCUUCAGCUCUUCCAGCCUAAUGAACUACAAGCAAUGGUUAUUGGAAAUACAAAUUAUGACUGGAAGGAACUGGAAAAGAAUACAGAAUACAAAGGAGAAUAUUGGGCAGAACAUCCUACAAUAAAAAUGUUUUGGGAAGUAUUUCACGAAUUACCAUUGGAAAAGAAAAAGCAAUUUUUGUUAUUUUUGACAGGUAGUGAUCGCAUUCCUAUUCUUGGUAUGAAGAGUCUAAUACUAGUCAUCCAGUCAACAGGAGGUGGUGAGGAAUAUCUCCCAGUUUCCCAUACCUGUUUUAAUCUUCUGGAUCUUCCAAAAUACACGGACAAAGAAACUCUACGCUCUAAACUGAUCCAAGCUAUUGACCACAAUGAAGGUUUCAGUUUAAUAUAACUUUGGAGUUAUAACUAUUCAGUUUACUGCAAAAGCAUUAAACUCACUAUUAGUGUGUUUUUUUGUGGUGAUGAAUCCAGCAAGGUGACAGAGGUACUAUUAUAAUUCUUACUUGCAAAAUGUUCAAUGCAAUGAGUAUUCAUGAAAGCCAAAAAACAUUAAAGGAAAUGAACAAACUGUGUUAAUAUUAAACUUACUGUACAGAACCAUGGAUUUUUUUUUUGCCAUCUUCCAAUAAACAUACAAGUAUUGUGAAUACAUGGGAGUUUUACUAACAUGAAUUUUAAGAGUUUGCAUAUUUCACAAAUGAUCUGGUGUGUGAGUGCAUGAAAAUGUUGCUUAAUUUUUCUUCAAUCACGGCUCAAAAACCUUUAACUUUGGCCUGCAAUAGUCAUUUGAUUAUUUUUUCAUUUUGUAAAUACUGUUAAGUUUUGUAAUAAAAUAGUUAUGUUCUGAUACCA
Messenger RNA from Lagenorhynchus albirostris (white-beaked dolphin), 4034 nucleotides. RefSeq names its product HECT and RLD domain containing E3 ubiquitin protein ligase 4 (gene HERC4). NCBI's taxonomy places the organism in Eukaryota, Metazoa, Chordata, Mammalia, Artiodactyla, Delphinidae. The coding region runs from base 400 to 3573 and encodes 1057 amino acids. The transcript is spliced from 25 exons. The record is from RefSeq and is a predicted model, not a curated record. Gene Ontology annotation, molecular function: ubiquitin-protein transferase activity.